Messenger RNA from Penicillium bovifimosum, 888 nucleotides. RefSeq lists its product as uncharacterized. The record is from RefSeq and is a predicted model, not a curated record. Gene Ontology annotation, molecular function: oxidoreductase activity. The coding region runs from base 1 to 888 and encodes 295 amino acids. The transcript has 2 exons. NCBI's taxonomy places the organism in Eukaryota, Fungi, Ascomycota, Eurotiomycetes, Eurotiales, Aspergillaceae.
AUGACAUCAGCCGCAGUCCAACUCCCCGGCCAAGGCUCUCUGCUCGCAGAAAAGCCUCAAGUCCCGGUCUCCGAAAAGCCUCACCAUGUCCAAACUACCCUCAACUUCCUCAAAGAAAACGAGGAUGGCUCGCCCCCAAACCCCACAAUCAUAGGAAAGCCAGAGACAUAUAACCAACCCGUCACCACCAUCCCAGCCACAGUCCACGACAUCAGCGGCCACGAGCUAGACUACACUCUAGACGGCAACGGCUUCCAGCUCUACUACCACGUAAGCCAGGAGAAAGACUUCCUAGACGAUGAGAAGAUCAAGAAGGAAUAUUACGCCGAAACCGAACAACUACUGAAAGACGCCACCGGCGCCUCCCGAAUCUUCAUCUUCGACCACACCGUCCGUCGCACGCCACUAGACGGUACAAUGAUCGCAGCAAUCCGCGGUCCCGUGCAGCGCGUGCACAUCGACCAAUCCUACGAAGCAUCCAGGAAAAGAGUCACCUACCAUCUCCCCGACGAAGCACCCGAGCUCUUGAAAGGUCGCUACCAGAUCAUCAACGUCUGGCGUCCGAUCAAGACCAUCCUGAAGGACCCGUUGGCUGUGGCUGAUGCGCACUCGGUCCCGGAGAGUGAUCUUGUGCCCAUCAAGCUCAUCUACCCGGACCGUGAGGGCGAGACGUACGGCGUAAAACCGGAUCCGAAUAUCAAGUGGUACUACCGGUAUGGGCAGACGCCGGACUUGGUGAUGCUUAUCAAGUGUUUUGAUUCGAAGGUUGAUGGGAGGGCGAGACGCGUGCCGCAUACUGCUUUUGUUAAUCCUGAGACGGAACAUGAGGCUGGGAGGGAAAGUAUUGAGGUGAGGGCGUUGGUUUUCCAUCCUGAGGACCGGGAUUAG